Molecule: messenger RNA, 2991 nt
Organism: Lotus japonicus
Lineage: Eukaryota; Viridiplantae; Streptophyta; Magnoliopsida; Fabales; Fabaceae
Product: pentatricopeptide repeat-containing protein At3g62890-like
Exons: 2
Coding region: 55-1926 (623 amino acids)
Biological process (GO): RNA modification
Molecular function (GO): zinc ion binding; RNA binding; protein binding
Source: RefSeq, a predicted model, not a curated record
GAAAAAUUUGUCUAGUUGAAUUCAUAGUAACCAGAACUGAAACCUUUACAUAACAUGAGUCGGUUCUGCUCAACAUUAACAAAACCUUUUCACUCUGAUCAUUGUUGUAGACUUGCCUCUUUGGUUGACACAUGCAAAUCAAUUCAACAAAUUAAGCAGACUCAUGCCCAAUUAGUCACCACAGCUCUAAUCUCACACCAUGUUUCAGCCAACAAGUUCCUUAAGCUUGUUGCUGAUGCUUCUCUUUCAUAUGCCCACAAACUGUUUGAUCAAAUUCCUCAGCCAGACUUAUUCAUUUACAACACCAUGAUCAAAGCACAUUCUUUGUCACCCAGUUCUUGCAAUGAUUCCCUCAUGGUGUUCCGCUUACUAACCCGGGAUUCGGGUCUUUCUCCAAAUCGAUAUAGCUUUGUGUUUACUUUCGGUGCCUGUGGAAAUGGGUUGAGUGUGCAGGAAGGGGAGCAGGUUCGAUCUCAUGCUGUAAAGGUUGGUUUGGAUAGCAAUGUCUUUGUUGUGAAUGCCUUGAUUGGUAUGUAUGGAAAGUGGGGACUUGUGGAGUAUGGCCGAAAAGUUUUUGAAUGGGCGGUGGAUAAAGACUUGUAUUCAUGGAAUACCAUGAUUGCUGCCUACGUUGGAUCUGGUAACAUGAGUCAAGCUAAGGAAUUGUUUGAUGAAAUGCAAGAACAAGAUGUGGUGUCAUGGAGCACUAUAAUUGCUGGUUAUGUUCAGGUUGGCUGUUUCAUGGAGGCUUUGGAUUUCUUCCACAGGAUGUUGCAAGUAGGUCCGAAACCAAAUGAAUAUACCCUUGUAAGUGCUCUUGCAGCCUGUUCAAAUCUAGUAGCACUGGAUCAAGGAAAGUGGAUCCAUAGUUUCAUUGGCAGGGGAGAGAUUAAGAUGAAUGAGCGGCUUCUUGCUAGCAUCAUUGACAUGUAUGCAAAGUGUGGAGAGAUUGAAUCUGCAUCAAGAGUUUUCUGGGAACACAAUGCGAAGCGAAAAGUUUGGCCAUGGAAUGCCAUGAUUGGUGGGUUUGCGAUGCAUGGAAAACCUUCUGAGGCUAUCAAAGUCUUUCAAAAAAUGAAGGUUGAAAAUGUUUCUCCUAAUAAAGUCACGUUCGUUGCCUUAUUAAAUGCUUGUAGCCAUGGCUACAUGGUUGAGGAGGGAAAAUUAUAUUUCAGAUUGAUGGUUAGUGAUUAUGGAAUCAUCCCAGAAAUAGAGCAUUAUGGAUGCAUGGUUGAUUUACUUAGUCGCGCAGGGCUCUUGAAGGAGGCUGAAGACAUGAUUUCAAGCAUGCCCAUGGCUCCAGAUGUUGCAAUAUGGGGAGCAGUGUUGAAUGCUUGUAGAAUCUAUAAAGAUAUGGAGCGUGGAUAUAGAAUCGGCAGGAUAAUCAAAGAAAUGGAUCCUAACCAUGUAGGGUGUCAUGUUCUAUUGGGAAAUAUAUAUUCUUCAUCUGGGAGAUGGAAUGAUGCAAGAAUGCUGCGAGAGAAGAGUGAAAUCAGUACUGCCACCAAAAAAAUUCCUGGUUGCAGCUCAAUUGAAUUGAAUGGGACAUUCUAUCAAUUCCUUGUCGGGGAUCGGUCCCAUCCUCAAAGUAGGGAGCUUUAUUCAUUUUUGGAUGAGAUGACAACCAAGUUGAAGAUUGCUGGGUAUGUUCCAGUGUUUGGGGAACUAUUGCUUGAUAUUGAUGAUGAGGAAGAUAAAGAGACCGCUCUUUCUGUACACAGUGAGAAGCUCGCUAUUGCUUUUGGAUUAUUGAACACAGCACCUGGAACUCCAAUUCGUAUUGUGAAGAAUUUAAGAGUUUGUAGGGAUUGUCAUCAAGUAACGAAGUUCAUCUCCAAGGUUUAUGAUCGUGUAAUUAUAGUUCGAGACAGGACAAGGUAUCACCACUUCAAAGAUGGAAUCUGUUCUUGCAAAGACUACUGGUAGAUAAGAAAAGUGUUACACAACACAUGUCAGAUAAAUCUCUACCUGCUUGUUUCCCUAACUCCCUUGCUCCUUACAUACUAGUAUUUGACAAGGACAGAUUCAUGUAGCCAACCCCACUCAUUGGUAAAAGGUUUGGUAGUUAUUGUUAUUGCUGUAUAUAAUCAGCUCCUUUUGGAAGAUAAUGAUAAGAAAUAAAAGAGGUAAAGUUUUCAAUAUUUGCAUCGUUGGCCAGGUAUUCAAUUGGCUUUAUUAAAAGCUGGGAUUCUUGCUUCAUAUACUUUUGUGUGAUUCUUGAAGACUGUAACCUCUUUGUGGUUGUCAAUUCUCUACGGCUUCUAAUAAUGAAAUUUGCCUGAGGUUUGUCAACUUCCAUUUCUAUUGUAUACACGUGCUGAAUAAACGAUAGCUUGAUUUGGAAACUCAAGUUCGUUCCUCUUGGAACAGGUAAGGUAUACAUGUUGAGGAUUAAAUUGAUGUGUAGCUCUUGGCCAUCAUAAACACUUCAUUUAUCUGAAAAAAAUCUCAGGUGUUAUUUUUCAGUCCAACAUUAUUUUAUCUUCGUGAUUUUGGGUGUAGAACAAAUUUAUGUAUGACAGGUAAAGAUUUGUCCACUUUGAACCAAAUUCAACUUUUAGUAAUAGUUUUCCUGAAUGAUUCCUUCCCAUAGCCCUCAUUUUUGGCAUUGGAGUUUGCAGGUGAUCGAGAGAUGGCAUUUGACUAUAGGAGUAUGUCAAAGACUAGAGAGUGAGCGAGACAGAGGGAGAGCAAUUUAAUUUUAGAGAAAAUAGAUAUAUGGAGAAUGGAAGGUAAUAAUAUGAUGGGGUUCUGCUUCACUAAAGUGAGAGAUGGGUAAACUAAGUCAUGUUUACUUUGGUUGAGUUGUUUUAUUGACUUUUUAAAAUAGGUAUUUGUAAUGAUUUACUUUAUCCUCUCACUUUAGAGUAGGGGUGUUCGCGGAUUGGAUUGGAUCGGUUUUGAGGAGAAAAAUCAUCCGAUCCGAUCUCAUCGAUUUUAUGAUUUUGUCAUCCAAUGGAUUUUUUACUAAAUUCAAAUCCGAACCAAUCC